Ixodes scapularis (black-legged tick) is the source of this 2020-nucleotide messenger RNA. Its product is annotated as glomulin. Bases 139 to 1911 code for a protein of 590 amino acids. Lineage: Eukaryota; Metazoa; Arthropoda; Arachnida; Ixodida; Ixodidae. Gene Ontology annotation, molecular function: ubiquitin-protein transferase inhibitor activity. The record is from RefSeq and is a predicted model, not a curated record. Gene Ontology annotation, cellular component: cytoplasm. The transcript has a single exon.
AGGUUAGUUUUUGAGUCUUUGCGCGCAUGUUAUAUUUGCGUCGAUGCCGGGGUGAUUUCUUUGGACAGCAGUGUUUAGUGAGCAGCGCGUCGCAGCCUAAAAGAACUUGGAACUCUUUGAUAACAGCUGCGACGGACCAUGUGUGAGAAGAAUUCUGGCGGCUUUGUUUCAGUGGCAACAGAAUUGUUGAAUUCUGGCAUGUAUGCGGACACUAAAGCCUACCUAUGCGGCGAUGUCCCGGGCUCCAGCAUUUUCAGUCACGGCUGGGACCUCGUUUUGCCUGCUGUGACUGCUUUGGAAAAGGAAAGCGAUGCGGGUUCCAACGAGGGCGUCGCACUUUGCGAAGACGUGCUCAGAGAAGUCGUGCGUCGUGGCAACCCUAAGGAGGUGAUGGUUUCCCUGCUCGAGCAUCUGGCGUUGGUCAAGUCCAGCGGAGGUUUCGAGCUUGUGCUUGAAUGCUUUCAAGAGCUGCUCCGAAAACUGCCGGGGAACAAGGUCAAGUUUCUAGAGUGGGGUUUAGAGUCCUUCUACGGGUACGUGGCACGCCUACCGAAUCCUGAAAAUCACAACUUGGAAGACGAAGAAGUAGCUCUUUUGGACGCUGACCCCGCAGUGCGGAAAAUUAGUCGAAGCCUCGAGGCGAUGACGACGCUUCUUGCAAGCUGCGUGAACUCUGCAGCGAGAGGCGGCCAGGCCACUACUCCAGGUUGUGGUCAAGCGACGGUUGAGCAACAGCUGCUCUUGAAGUACUCUAUCAAGUUUCUGGGGCGAGUGUCUGUUUUGGACAUCACGUCACACCCGAAUAAGGCAAAGAGUGCUGUACGGCUCUGCACGGAAAAGCUGGUGAACCAGAUAACGAAGUUAUCCAAGGACCUAGUUGUGCUUUGCCUCCACAAAGUGACUGAACUGAAAGACCAUGAGCUGGCACACGAAGACGAUAAGGACGAGAAGGAAUUCGUUGCACCCAUCAGCCGUGCGGUGCUUGCCUACUUGAUCUUUGUUGAGUGCCUGGAGCCAGAUCAUGUGCCACUUGUAUAUUCGAGUCGAUACUUGUUUGAAGAAAACUUGAAAGGCAUCCUGCUUCUGCUGUCUGAGAACUAUGGAGUUGUUGUUUCGAAGGGAGUUGCACUCUCUGCAUGUUUGGUGUCUCGCUUAGAGUUUUGCCAGUACUGUUCUUUGGACUUGGACAACAGUGACUUCACAGCACUGUUCCUUUGUCUCAACAAGGUGAUGAUAGGUUGUCCACUAAGGGCUGUGCGAGAAGGUGCUCAGAAGGUGGUGGUUGAUUUUUUCCAGUGCUUUGACAGUGCGGCUAGAUGUGCUCUUUAUUGCCGUUUGUUGCAGGUAGAAAAACAUGCAGGCUUAUGUGGCUUUCUGCUCGAUCUCUUCAGAAAAGAUCUGCACGAAAGCCUCGUAGCUGUGGUUCCCAACAAUCCAUUUGUGGGGAACAACUUUGUGCAGCUUCUCAAACUGGUCUGCAAGCUUCCUGAGCAAGAGCACACAGACCUUCUCGACAACAGUGACUGUAUUUUAGCUGUGCUUAACCUGUUGCGCUACUUUGCAACAGUGAUGCAGCAACACGCUCAAGAUAACCCCACCACUUGCUUGUCCGUCUGUACGAUUGCUGAGGCAUACACCGAAGACGUCAAGAAGUUCCUGGACUUAACGAGAGCACACUACAAGCUUGAGUUAGACCGCAACAAAGACCGUGUCAAGAUGUCAUCGCGACCUGCUAACAGCACAUCACUGAGCAAGGGGGACAGUCUGUUCCCUAGCCUGCCUCCAGACCAAGAGGCCGAGGUCCUCAAGGUGGCGUUAGUGAGACUGGACCUCUUGGAAAGUGUUCUUGUGCUUGCUCAAGAAAAGAUAGGGGCCUAUUCAGCCAAGUCUGCUUCUCGUAAUUGUGACUAGUUAAACCUGUUUCAGCAUAUAUCUGCCUUUCAGUUUCUGAUGACAUGUUAUAUCUGUAGUUGUGACCAGUUAACCUUUUUCAGGAUAAAGAUUGGUUUUCAAAACAUGC